Molecule: messenger RNA, 2075 nt
Organism: Osmia bicornis bicornis
Lineage: Eukaryota; Metazoa; Arthropoda; Insecta; Hymenoptera; Megachilidae
Gene: Wdr37
Product: WD repeat-containing protein 37
Exons: 9
Coding region: 411-1934 (507 amino acids)
Cellular component (GO): preribosome, large subunit precursor
Molecular function (GO): protein binding
Source: RefSeq, a predicted model, not a curated record
UUCAGUUGACAACUGAAUUUGUUGCGUAAUGUAAUUUGUUAUGGUGUAUAAAUUGUAGUUUUUACAUUUUUAUCCGUUAAUUAAAGAUUUUAAUCUAUUUUAGUUAGAAAUUUGUUAAUUUAGAUGAUCUUUGAACAAGUGAGUGGCAAAUUUUCUAACUACGAGGCAGUAAUGCAAAUUGACAUAUGCGUGUAGUAUGCAUGUACGCAUAUGUGGAUAAAUAUGUUACAUAUAAUUGUAACCUAGAUUAAAUCAUUGAUUAAUCAUUAUAAUUUGUUGUAUAAGUGUAACAUAUUAUUAUUGUUUUAUCAAACUGAAUGCAAGAGAUAUAAUUAUGAUUGUAUGAGAUUGUAUGGUGACAUACAUUUGUUUAUGUUUAAAUACAAGAGGUACAUAUACACAAGUGAAAGAUGCCAGGAGAACCAUCUGUGACUACUGGAAACAAGAGCACUGGAAAAAUUAAACGUAUUUCCAUUCCAAGAGUACAAAGUAGCACAGAUACAGAAUUGCAAUCACAAAGUGGAUCUACUCCAUUGCAACCAAACGCACAGCAUUAUGCAGCUUUCCGUACAGAUCUUGAUGACAGUAUAUUACCACCAGCUUUGCGAUGUCGAUUGUUUGACUUAUUUCAGCAAAUAGAGAAAGAAUUUGAAGCUCUCUAUACUGAAAAUUUAGGAUUGCACGAGAAAAUAGACACUCUUAAUGAGAGACUUGAAAGAGAAUGUUAUGGUUCUGGGGAACGAAGCUUACCUGUUGGAGAUGUUGCAGAUUUUCCAGAUACAAAAAUCUUUUCCAAACAGAAAUCUAUGGCAGGGAAUACAGCACCAAAGACAAAAACAACUUCUAAUAAGUUGAAAGCUCAAACCAGUAAAAUAGUUUCCAGCUUUAAAACACCAACAAUGACUUGUAGCAUGCAAAGAGAAUAUUCUGGUCACCGAGACGGUGUUUGGGAAGUUACUGUUGGAAGAUCGGGUCAAAUUAUUGCAACAGCUUCUGCUGAUCACAGUGCCAGGGUUUGGGGUGUUGAUAGCGGUCGUUGUCUUUUACAAUAUAUUGGUCAUUCUGGUUCUGUUAACUCCGUGCGUUUUCAUCCGACAAAGGAAUUGGCACUUACAUCCAGCGGAGAUAAUUCCGCUCAUGUGUGGCAAGCUGCCGUUGAUUGGGACUUUCCUAAACGACAGAAUUCAUCCGAAGAUCUUUCAGGAUUGAAUACUGACAGAAAUCUUAGUAGUGCAAUCAUCACAAAUGAAGAACAGGAAGAACCACCCACUCUGAGAACUCCGGUACGAGAAUUAUUAGGUCACGUAGGUGUCGUAAUGGCAGCAGAUUGGUUACCCGACGCGGAACAAGUGGUGACUGCUUCUUGGGACAGAACUGCAAAUUUGUAUGAUGUAGAAACUGGAGAGAUUAUUCAUACGUUGUGCGGACAUGAUCAAGAACUUUCUCACGUUUCAACUCAUCAUACUCAAAGACUUUGUGUUACUUCGAGCAAAGAUAGUACUUUCCGCUUGUGGGAUUUCAGAGAACCUAUUCACUCGGUUUCCGUUUUCCAAGCACAUACCGAGACGGUAACAUCAGCUGUUUUUACGCGCGAAGAUAAAAUCGUCUCAGGAUCGGAUGAUCGAAGUGUAAAGAUAUGGGAAUUGCGAAAUAUACGAAGUCCUUUGGCUACAAUUAGAGGUGAUAGCGCUGCUAAUCGACUAGCAGUCUCAAGCACUGGCAUUGUCGCAAUACCACAUGAUAAUAGACAAAUUAGAUUGUUUGACCUUAGCGGUCAACGGUUAGCUAGAUUACCUAGAACAAGUAGACAGGGUCACCGGCGAAUGGUUUCAUCGGUGGCUUGGGCAGAAGACAGCGGAGUCUGUAAUUUGUUCUCUUCAGGUUUUGAUAGAUUAGUCCUUGGAUGGAGUAUUGUACCUCUUAAAGAAUGUUAAAUAUAUAUUACAAAUAUAAUGUAUUUAUUUAGUUUAACUUAAUGUUAUUUCAAUAUAAAUAUGAUUAUAAAACCAAACUGAAUGAAAAAUAAAUAACUAGACUAAUUGUAAAGAUUCUAAUGUUGCAGUGAAGAAGUUAAA